Selaginella moellendorffii is the source of this 1031-nucleotide messenger RNA. RefSeq lists its product as uncharacterized. Bases 79 to 897 code for a protein of 272 amino acids. Gene Ontology annotation, molecular function: mRNA binding; translation initiation factor activity; zinc ion binding. Gene Ontology annotation, biological process: positive regulation of cytoplasmic translation. Gene Ontology annotation, cellular component: cytoplasm. The transcript is spliced from 6 exons. The record is from RefSeq and is a predicted model, not a curated record. NCBI's taxonomy places the organism in Eukaryota, Viridiplantae, Streptophyta, Lycopodiopsida, Selaginellales, Selaginellaceae.
UUGAUCAAGGCGGGAAGGGCAAGCGGCAGGGCAGCGCGGGAGUGGGCAUCGAUCGAUCGGUCCAUCCAUUUGUUGGGGAUGAGUUACGCCGCGGAGAUCGAGAGCUCGGUGGUCAGGCCGAAGCUAAACUUGCAGCCCAGGAGCUCCGUGGCGGAUCUUGCUGGGAUGGGAGCGAAAUACGCCAACAAGCCCAGCCCGUUUGGAGCUGCUCGUCCAAGGGAACAAGUCCUAGCGGAGCGCGAAGGAAAGAAGGAGGAGGACGUUUUCAAGGAGCAAGCACAAAAGGAAUGGAAAGGCAGCAUCAUACUAACUGAACCGCAACGCGAGGAGAAAAGAGCGGCCGAAGCCGAGCUUGCUUCUGCUCGCCGGGAGCUGGAAGCCGAGGUUGAUCCGGUCAAGCUCAAGACUCUCAAGGAGGACGUGAUCAUCAAGCAACGGAAGCUCGAGGGUCUACUCAACUCAUUCGAGAGACUCGCCGUUCAGACUGCUCAGUCCGGAGGCAUCCGACGCUCGUACGACAAGAAGCAGCGCGGCGAUCUCGUGUUCGCGGAGCAACCUCAAGACGGAUGCAUCAGCUUCUCCUCCAGAGUCCGGCUAGGGUCAUCGAACUACGAGAGCUGGAGCGGCGGCUAUAGGGGACGAGCGAAUCUAACCCAGUGCUUUACCUGUGGCGAGAUCGGCCACUUCUCUCGUGACUGCCGAAACAGCAACUACGCGAGAGGCCGUCCGUGUUUCACUUGCGGCCAAGAGGGCCAUUACUCCCGUGAGUGCCCGCUCCUUCUCACUGGCUCUUACGGAAUGGCCGGCUAUGGCUUCCCAGAAUUUAUCCACAGCGGCUACGAUCAGAGCGGCAGCAAAGCGAGCCUCCGAGGCUACAACCCGGGAGCAACGUAUUGACUAAUCCAUCAUCCAUCACAGCUUUACGACUUGGGAAAGAAGAAACACGCUACGCUUGCGAUGCUACUUUUCUACUACCACUUCAACUUUGUACUGAUGCAUUUUGUUAAAAUGGUCUCUGGCCAUUGUUUCCA